UUGUGGGGUGUGUGUCUGUCUUUAUUAAGCUCCAUCACCAUUACCAUUACUAUUCCUAUUACUAUUACUACUUGGAAUGAACUCUACCACCAAAAACAAGCUUCAUAAUCUUCUUCUUCAAGAUCACUUCCCUGCACAAGAAUUGAUAUGGGGUGUGCUGUUUCCGUUUACAGAGUCGGAGCCACCAAGAAGCAACAUACAAGCAUCCCUCUAGUUACAAUACUUGCUCCAUCCAUUCGUAUCCCUUCACCCUCCAAUAUCAAUAACCCCCUUAAAGGCCUCGUUCCUAAGGAUCUUGCACUUCGUCUUACCUCAUUCCGCAAUCAAAUUGCUCUUCUUGCCCAACACCAACAAGCUUCAGAUGAUGUUGCAUCAGCUGUUCCUGAAUUACUACGUGCAUCGGAGGACUACUUGUCGUUAUUAGUUGGCCUUACUCAUCAAGAACUUGGUUUGCAACAACUCAUCGAAUUCAAAUGGAAAAGCUUAGAUGAUGGACAACGACAAGAAAUAUGUAUUGCAGAUUCUUGGUUUGAAUUACUCUCUGUUGUUCACAUGAUGGCUAUGCUUACAUUGAUGGAGGCAAACUCAAAAUUGAUCCCUCAUCAAAAUGUUUCUACUCAACCACUUGAAUCUACAGAUAACAUACGUUGUGCUGUCGAUUUAUUGGUGAAGGCAGCUGGGUAUCUGCAGUUCUGUCUUAAUGAAAUUCUUGUCCAUAUUCCACCUCAUAUCAAGACGAAGUUGCCUGCAGAUUUGCAGGAGUGUGUACUCGAGGCUGCUUAUAUUCAAGCACUAGGGCAGGGAACUGAAAUGCAGCUUGCUUCGGCUGUUGAAAGUCGAAAUGCUACUCUAUCUGUUAAGAGAAGACUGGCAUGUGAGCAACUAAGCUAUUUCAGCCAGGCUCACUACUGCUUGUCAACCUGUGAAAACCUUAAUGGAUAUGGAAAGAAGCAUCUAUCAUUUAUCAAAUGGAAGUACCUUGAAGCAAAGGCUGCAGCAUACUACUACCAUGGUCUGAUCAUGGACAAGGGUAGCGAACCAUCCUGCCACAUCAGUGCAGUGUGUUGUUUUCUUGCCGCAGAAGAAAUUCUAACAGAGAGCAAGAAGGCUUGUUUAAACUUUUGCCUAACAGUUCCCAUAACAAGGGUUCCUUAUGCAUGGGGUGCUAUGAAGCAUUUGAAUAAGAAAAUUCCUGAAACUGCGGCUAAAAAGUCCCAGAUGUACGCAUACCUCUUGGAACAAGAAAAGGGUCUGGAAGUGUUGCCAGAACUCCCAGAGUUUGAGCUGUCGUUGAAAGCAGACGAAUACGAAAUGCCAGAAAAAGAUGCAGCAUGGGAGAGCGAAAAAUGGGUGAUACCUAGCCAAACGCUUAAAACUCACUUAACAGACGAUGAAGAAGAUGAUAUAUGAAGCCAUCUUCUAUGUGUACAAGACAAACAGGUAGUAGGUGUUGCCAGCAGAUAAAGAAAAAAAAUGCACAUUUGGUGGAUAGAACACAAGGAAUGUAUCCCAUAUUUAUUAGGGUAAUUAUUUAUACAUGAUACGCUUUUAAACGUACGUUUCUUUUUUGCCACUCCAAACAUCCUUAAUUGGUUUCAAGAUCCUCACUCAACCAAACCCCAUAAAUGUUCUUUUGGCUUGGAUUAUUAACAAUUUGUCAUGC
Cynara cardunculus var. scolymus (artichoke) is the source of this 1663-nucleotide messenger RNA. RefSeq lists its product as uncharacterized. The coding region runs from base 148 to 1410 and encodes 420 amino acids. The transcript has 11 exons. NCBI's taxonomy places the organism in Eukaryota, Viridiplantae, Streptophyta, Magnoliopsida, Asterales, Asteraceae. The record is from RefSeq and is a predicted model, not a curated record.